This is a messenger RNA of Lepisosteus oculatus (spotted gar), 3715 nucleotides long. RefSeq names its product tropomyosin 2 (beta) (gene tpm2). NCBI's taxonomy places the organism in Eukaryota, Metazoa, Chordata, Actinopteri, Semionotiformes, Lepisosteidae. Gene Ontology annotation, molecular function: actin filament binding. Gene Ontology annotation, biological process: actin filament organization; muscle contraction. The record is from RefSeq and is a predicted model, not a curated record. Gene Ontology annotation, cellular component: actin filament.
AUUCCUAGAUUCUGCAAGUCAGUCCCCUUUCGAGCUGUUGUAGGAAAGCAGAAUGCUCGCUGGUUAGCUGAAAGGCAGCAAUUUCUGCAUCCCCUCCCGGCAUGCUGUGUUAGACUAGAGAGAGCGAGCAGGUCGUUUUUUUUUCCCUUCAAGGCGUGAACUCAGAACUGGAGACGGUCAAGAGGAGGUUAUUGUAGAGUUCUUCAUGCGCAAAGGAUAGACGCAGAUCCCGAGGACUGUGUGGGGAAAGAAAACGCAACGUAAUACACUUCUUGCUGGAAAAAUAGUUUUUUUUUUAAGUUGAGGAAUUAAAAGUUUAAAAAUAAUGGCCGGAGCUACGUCGAUUGAAGCUGUGAAAAGAAAAAUCCAGACCUUGCAGCAGCAGGCUGAUGAUGCCGAGGAACGGGCAGAACGAUUGCAGAGAGAGGUGGAUGCGGAGAGACAGGCCAGAGAGAGAGCUGAGGCGGAGGUGGCCUCUCUGAACCGCCGCAUCCAGCUGGUGGAGGAGGAGCUGGACCGUGCACAGGAGCGACUGGCCACCGCGCUGCAGAAGCUCGAGGAGGCUGAGAAGGCAGCUGAUGAAAGUGAGAGAGGGAUGAAGGUGAUUGAGAACCGAGCAAUGAAGGAUGAGGAGAAGAUGGAGAUUCAAGAGAUGCAGCUCAAGGAAGCCAAACACAUUGCUGAGGAAGCUGACCGGAAGUAUGAAGAGGUGGCUCGCAAGCUUGUGAUCCUGGAGGGGGAGCUGGAGCGAUCUGAGGAGCGGGCUGAAGUGGCCGAGGCUCGAGUGAGGCAGCUGGAAGAGGAGCUUAGAAUAAUGGACCAGAAUUUGAAAUCCCUGAUGUCCACAGAGGAAGAGUAUUCGCAAAAGGAAGAUAAAUAUGAAGAAGAAAUCAAGCUUCUAACAGAUAAACUCAAAGAGGCUGAAACCCGUGCUGAGUUUGCUGAAAGAUCAGUAGCAAAACUUGAAAAAACAAUUGAUGAUUUGGAAGAUCGUUUCCACAAGGAGGUGGAGAAAAACCGAAUUCUGAAUAAUGAGCUCAGAGUUGUGCUUAGUGAGCUUAACAGCUGAUGCAGUUUGAUGGCACUAGCUAACAUAGAAGCACCACUUGCAGAACCUGCUUUUUCCACAAAUUACGGCUUCUGACAAAACUUUGAAUCCUUUCUUGCGUGAUCUUGUAUUUCCUUUUGUCUUAAAGUGGUCUUCACCUAACAGUUCUGGGGCUUGAGAAGCUAAAAUUCACUUGCCAAUAAAGUUUUUAAUGAAGUACAUGUUGCUGCAAAUGCCUGUCAAUUAUCACAGUUGAAGUGUAACUGGUUUUCAUCAACCUGUUGGGAUUAAUUUCACUGCAAAAGCUACAGGAAGAGUGUCCAGCUUGGGUUCUAGAGAACCCCAGUCCAUUUAUUAUAGUUCACUCUAAAUCUGAUAUUUAAUGGAUAGCAACAGUUUAAACUUAUGAUCAAGUAAGCAGAUGUUUCACUGAAGGGAACACUGAUCCACGAGGACUCAAUGGUAUUCUGUUUUUUGUUACAAAUUUCAAUUGAUCAUAUUUAGUUGAUAUAUUAAAUUGUUUAGAAAUUAAACUUGUUGGAUUUGUGGAUUUCUGGCACCAGGGUUGGAGAACCCUAGGUGCGGAAAAACAGAUUAUAGUGAAAUUAAACAUUUCUGCAAUUGACUUUGAGCCCAACAUCUACAAAAUUUUCUAUUUCUAUAAACUGAAAUUGGGCAUUUCCUAUAAAAAAUCCUGUUUGGCAACACGGGCAUUUUGAAACAAUGCAGCUCCUGUUGGACAAAAAAUUUGAUUUCUUCUACAGGAAAUAAAAAUUGAUCUAAAAAAAGAUACGAGUAAAAAUGUACACCCCAUCCCUCCAUGUUUUAGCUAUGACACAACAAACACCUAUCCAGUGCAGCAACAAGUUACACCAUAUUUGUAAAACCAAGUCCCCAACCCCCACUUUCUAAUAUGGGCCUUCUUUGAACUGUCCUAAUUUCUUACCUGUGACCUGUGGUCUCCUCUAAACUGGUGAUGUGCAUUUGCUAUUUGUGCCUGCACUGGACUCAAGACGAGCAACAGAUUCAUCCAUCUGAAGUCACUGUAGCUCAUCAGGUCUCAAGUUGUAGGCCUCUAUUGGGCUAUUUUUCUGCUUUUGCCAAGUAAGCUCACUUUACCCACCCCCAGACUCAUACUUAAGUUUUCUUCAGCUAGAGGUGGGUGGUGCAAGACCUAAUAAGCCACCUACUUCAAUUUGUUUGAUUUAUAAUUGCUUUGUUAAUUUGGAAAAUUUGAAUUGCUUUUCUAAAGCUCGGUUUCUAAUUGAAAAGUGCCUGCUAAAUCUGCCGGACUCCAGCCUCCAAGAACUGGAGUUGCCCUCCUUGCUUUAGUUUUAAGUUUUAAGUGCACACCAAUUUUAGCAACAGGGUACGCAUUCAAACCAGCCAUCCAUUUUAACUUGAGCAGAAAUGUGGUCUUAAUCUUAUCCUGACCAUUUAACCUGUAUAGGCAUCUGAAGCUUUGCCAUUUCAUUCACUAAAUGAAUUGCAGUCUGCUGCAGUUUUAUGUAGCGAAGAGUAAUCCCAAUUUCAUUAUUGCUAAUUUUUUCUGGGGUCCAGAAUUUAGCCACAAAAUUUGUGUGCAGGAAAUGCUGGACAUUGAUCUAAUUCCAAAUUCUUCUUUGGGUACAGAAGUGGCUGCAUUUAGUCUUUCAACGGGCCCUAAUAUUGUCACUCAUCUAGUUUAAGUGUAAUUACUCACAUGUAUUUAUACCCAUUUUGGUAGAACAUUUUAAGUUUUAAAAUCUGCUCUUUGCAUCAAUUUCAGACAUAAAGCCCUUGUUUGGUUAACUUAACUGAAGGUUCAUACUUUCCAAAAUGCAAAUUACAUAAGCCAUGUAUAACGCUUGUAUGGGUUCAAAGUUUGUCAGAAUAAGUAGUUCUUCAUUGGUCACACUUAAUGCAUAUGUGACAUCUAAUGUAUGUAUGACAACAAUAGUUAUAGUAUCAAUCUUAUUUCAGCAGUAACUUGUUAAAACAUCUGAAGUAGGUUAUUUUAAAGUCAUAGGACACCUGUGAAUAUUACUAUGGCAUUUGUUGUGCUCUUUUUACUUGCACCAAAAAACUUCAGAAGAUUAUGCAUUUAGCAGCAUGUUUAAAUUCUCCCAAAUCGAGGGUAGCAAACUUAUAGCUGUUAUCUUGAACUAUAAGGAGUAUGCCUUGCUUUGAUUGGAACAAUUAAUCUGCUUUUUGAAGUAGUGGUCAAGGUUCAUGCAUUCACACAUGGUAGCUGAAGGAUAUAAAUCCAAGUCUGUAAAAACAGGUCCCAUCUUCCUAAAUGCCAUAGCCUGGCACUGGUUUCCAAUGACUGCUUUUUCUUCUGUCCACUGACAAAUUUACAAAAACAGUGAAUUUAAUUUCUAACAAUCUGCACUACUGUUGACUGUUAAAUUGAAUAUUUAACUGACGUAGUGUACAGCAUUGCUUUGUACAAAUAGCAUUUAAUUAGCUCUUGGAUACGUUUUUGAUAGCUCAUUGAUAGUGUGCUUACAGUUACACAUAUAAGGACCUACAAAGUGGCUGCUACUAAAAGUGAUUGCUCACAUGUAGUCUGAGCCUUGGUCAUGUCACUAGCCAAUUCCCCAAGCAGCAGAGCACAGCACAGUCUGAUUGAUCCUCACCAAUAGUCUUGUGCUUUUGGUAAGGGGCAUCUUUUCCAGUUGGAGU